Centruroides sculpturatus (bark scorpion) is the source of this 5819-nucleotide messenger RNA. It is a transcript of the gene nito, whose product is annotated as putative RNA-binding protein 15. The coding region runs from base 554 to 3136 and encodes 860 amino acids. The record is from RefSeq and is a predicted model, not a curated record. Gene Ontology annotation, cellular component: nucleus. The transcript has 3 exons. Gene Ontology annotation, biological process: regulation of alternative mRNA splicing, via spliceosome. Gene Ontology annotation, molecular function: mRNA binding. Lineage: Eukaryota; Metazoa; Arthropoda; Arachnida; Scorpiones; Buthidae.
GAGGAAAAAAAAAGUCUAUGGUCUGUUAGAAUUAGAAAGUGUUCAACCUACAAGCUUUCUUUUGACACGAACAAAGUUGAAUGCAAGAAGAUACCGAGGGAUUCCCCCAAAAAAUUCUCCUGAAGAAAAAUGUCUGAAGUCAACACUGUACACGAGCCCCUUAAUUCAUUUUCCCGAGCUUCACGAAGCUAUAAUGUGUCACUGCUGGAAAGUCACCAUUAAAUCAUUUACUGCAGUAUGAAAAGGGAGUUCAUCGCUCGCAUCAAACGCAUACACAUAUACAUCCGUAAAGAAAAUAGUGCCCGAAGAAAUAUGGAAUUAAUCCUCAUAUAUAUUUGACUUGCCGUAAAUUUUAUGGGAAAUAUGUAAAAUUAUGAUAAGGACGGGCAGGUUUUUGGUUCUUAAUGAGAAAUUCGAUGCCGUUUACUUGGGGUGUAUAUAGACGUGACGCAAAUAUAGUCGGACGGACUAACUGUCAUGGUGACUGUUGUAGACUGAUUGGAUUUUAUUGGUUUUGAAGAUAUUUUUAUUUUGGCGUAAAUUAGUUUAAAAUAUGAAAAGGCAACAAGAUCGGGAUUCGCCGAUAAAGACAAAAAGAAGCCACAACGACAGUAGGACCAGCAGUCGAUAUGAUGAUAGUCCGAGAGAUCGAGGCACACCAGAUCGAAGAGACAGGAGGACUGUGAACAAGAGUCCGAGCGAGCGACGAGGAAGGAGUCGUGAAAGGACUUCGAUCGAAAGAAGUAAUUUAGGUAUGAAUCGGACGAGUGUCAUCAAUCGAGAUCUUUACGAUGAUUAUCCGCGAUCCGCCGUCAAGCAAUCUUAUACUUAUAAAGUGCUGUGUGUUAGUAAUUUAAACAAUAAAGUGAAUGAUUCUAGUGUGCGAGAUGCAUUACAGAGAGAGUUUGGCAGACAUGGAGAAGUAACCGUUAAACUCUGCCAUGAUUCUAAUGAAAGAAUUGCUUAUUUAUAUUUUAGGAGCGGCGACGAUGCGCGUGAUGCUAGACAUGCAAAAUCUAGGUUGGUGUUGUUUGAUAAACCGGUGCAUGUAGAACCUGUGUUAGAUAGGGCUGUGCUUCCCGGCAGUAGGAGAAAUAGGAGUGUGAGCCCGGAUUACACGCCGUCUCACGGCGUGAGGGGCAUAUCGCCCGCCCAUUCCACCGCUAGCACUAGUAGUGUCGGUCGGAGGCCUGCCGGCGGUCGUCAUAACUGUCUGGAUAGGAGUGUGCCCCCUCCGUAUCCGCCGCCGAGUCAUAGAGAACCGCCGAGGAGAGAUGUGAGAGAGUUUCAUCAUAUGUCUCACCGGAGAGAAGAGAGUAAAAAGGAAAAGUUUCCUAAUUACUUGCAUCACGUUCCUCCUGAAGAGGACGAUAAGGCCACAAGGACAUUAUUUGUAGGUAAUCUCGAGGUGAGCAUUUCUGAAGUAGAAUUGCGUAGGAUAUUCGAAAGGUAUGGUGUUGUUGAAGAUAUCGAUGUGAAACGACCGCCUCCGGGUCAGGGGAAUGCUUAUGCAUUUAUUAAAUUCUUGAAUCUUGAUAUGGCUCAUAGAGCUAAAGUAGAAAUGUCUGGGCAAUAUAUAGGUAAAUUUCAAUGUAAAAUAGGUUAUGGCAAAGCCACUCCAACGACUCGUAUUUGGGUGGGUGGUUUGGGGCCGUGGACCUCGCUUUCUCAUUUAGAGAGAGAAUUUGAUCGUUUCGGCGCAAUUAGAAAAAUAGAUUUUGUUAAAGGGGAAAACCAUGCUUAUAUUCAGUAUGAUAGUAUUGAUGCUGCUCAGGCAGCUUGUCAAGAAAUGAGAGGUUUUCCUUUAGGUGGACAAGAUAAGCGUCUACGAGUUGAUUUUGCAGAUCCAGGUCCUUAUAGCUACUACCAGUCGCCUUCUAGAGGAGCCGGUGCAGCGAGUGGUAGUUAUAGAGAUGAAGAUCAUUAUGUUCCAUCGAGAAGAAGUGGCAAUCGUGAUAUGGCAUCUUCUGAUGAUUUUUAUGAAGGAUUAGACAAUCAUUGGCAGCGAAAUAGUACGUACCAUAACAAUGCACAAUAUGAUCUACAUUAUGACCGUUUACCUCGGCAAAGUCGUGACCAAUGGCAACCGGAACUUGAUGAUCGACAUGAUGGUGAUUAUCGUGGUGGUUGGAAUAGGAACUGGUGGGAUGAUCAUCCGAGAAGUAGAAAUGAUGGUACAAGUGAACGGCGUAAACGUCCAAGAACUCCCGACGAUGAUGGCCCUCAAGAUUGUAGGACAGGUCGUAGUGAUGAUGGUAUUUCUUACAAGCAUGCACGUCGUUCAAACACACCAGAUCAAGGAGAACAAGAAAGGGUUUCUGUUCGUGACCCAAUUUCUCCAAGAAGAAAUCGUGAGAAUUCUAAUAGGAGGACAUCUAAAGAGCGUCAUUCUCCCAUAAAUUAUGAUAUUUUACAAAAAAACGAUUCUAGAGAAUCUGUGGGAAAAGAUCGUGAUAAUGAUGAUGUUAGAGAUAGUAGUAAUUCAUUUGGAAGGACCAGAGGAGGAAAAUCAGAAUCCCUAAAUGAAGAUAAGAAGAAAUCUUCAGAUACUUUAAAAGCAGGAAGUGUUACUGUUGCUGACAGUGUAACAAAUUUACAAGAUUUGGCAAAAUGUUGUCCGGUAGCAUGGCAUGGUGGUUUAGUUUUAAAAAACAGUGCUUUUACAUCACGGAUGCAUGUAUGUAGUGGUGAUCCAUCACUUGUAGAAUUUCUGAUGAAAGAUUCUACUAAUGAAGUUCCAAUGCUGCGUAUCACACAAAGACUUCGACUUGAUCCUCCUAAACUAGAUGAUGUCUCUCGGAGAGUAUCAAAUUCUGGUACUCAUGGUCACUGCAUGUUGUUAACUUUGCCAGGUUCAUUGCAAACCUUGGAGGAUCAAUCAAAUUCAGUCCAGCAACGUCCACUUAGAAAUCUUGUGUCUUAUUUGAAGCAAAAAGAAGCUGCUGGAGUUGUAUCUUUGCCAGGUGGUGGUGGUGGUGGUGUGAAAAAGGAUGGAAAAGAGUUGACAGGUGUUCUGUAUGCUUUUCCUCCUUGUUCAUUUGCUUUGGAAUUAUUAAGACGAAUUGCACCAAAUUUAACUGGAGAUUCCUCAAAGGAGGAUCAUUUGGUUGUAGUUGUAGUAAAAGGAUCAACAUAAAUGUUAUGUGGAAAAGCUAUAAAUAAAAACAUGAAAAUUUAGGCAUUUUAUUGUUGAAACAAUAGUAGUUAUUGUGUAUAAGUAGUUUGUGUUGAUUAACUACAUGUGAAGUUUUAAGUGUGUGCCUGUUCCAAUAAAACAAAUUGAAAGCACUGAUUUAACAAUAUGGAUAUGCAUUCACAUUUUAUUUCAAAUUUAUCAUCUAUUGCUGUAUCAUGAAAUACCAUCAGUGCCAUGGAUGUGAUGGGUUAUAUUUGAAACUAGAAGAAAAACUUUGCUAUUAAGUGCAAAAUAUUAAAAAGUUACAAUUGGCAAUUAAAUUUAUGAGAUUUGUACAGCUAGUCUUUAUCACAAGUGCUCUGUUUGAAUAUCAGAAAACCAAUUUUAUUUACAAAUGCCAAGAAGUGCAACGUUUUCAUCAAAUACUAUCAUUUAAAUUUAUAAUGUGUAGUUCAGUUGAUAAUUUAAAUAUUAACACUCAUAUCUUAUUUACCGUAUCUUUGUUUUCUGGUAUAUGCUGUUUCUAAAAUACAUGUCAACAUUCCAGUGAAGAGAAAAAUUCAUUUUUAUCAUUUAAUUAAGAUAAUUAGUAUUUAGUAUACCCUAAAUGACUAAUUAUUUUACAAAAUUAUAUUUUGUAAAAUUCUAGAAAAAUUUCUGUAUUUUUGUUAAUUAUUUUGAUUACUAUUGUACUUCACAUUAAUUUGAAUAUUUUAAAAUAUUUUAUUUUAUUGUAAUUAUUGGACUUAACAUAGGACAUCAUAUUAUAAUUGUAACAGAUUUAGUUAGAAAUUUACCUGUAAUUUUAAGAAAUCUUUAUAAAGCUUCAAAGUGAAAAAUUAUCAAUGCUAUUCAAUGCUACAUUGAAGAAAAUUUGGUGGAAUUCAUCCUGGAGAGAGUGAGAGAGAAAAAGGGAGAGAGAGUGCUGUGAUCUCUGGUGUCGGUGGUAGUGUUUCCCUAUUUGUCUCAACAGUGCUACAGAUGUCCAAAAAAAGUUUUACUUGUGUUCUGCAUGAAUCAUUUUUAUGAGAAACUUUUUUAUCAAAAAGGCUUGUUAAAGUGCAGUGUUGUGUUUAUUUCUGUUGCGAGUGCCUUUACAACAAAAGGAAGACUGUAUCGUCGCUUAUUUCUACUUUUGUCAAAAUUUAAAGUGUUCUAGUGUUAUGCCAGGACUUCUGCUCAAUUUAGUUCAGUUUAUUGAUCAAUUUAAUGUUUUUUUUUGUGUGCUGUGAAUCUUGCUAUUCAUCAGUGAGAUUUAGUGCUACUAAACAUCAUUGUGUUUGUGCUUUGUGUUGUGAACUUGCGCAUAAAAUUGUGUGAAAUUUAAAAUCAUUUAAUAAGUUGGCCUUAAGUAAGGCAAGGUUGUUGGUUCCUGACAUUCUAAAUUGAAAAGAAGUCUAUUAUUGUUUUUUCAACAAUUAUCAGUUUUAUUUUAUUAUGAAAUUUAAAUGAUUAUUAUUAUUAUUAUUAUCAUUUUUUUUUUGAGAAGAUGAUGAUGAAGUGGAAUAUAAAAGUUACAACUACAGAAGAUUUGUGUUCAGAAUAUGUAAGUUCAGUUAUAUUUUGUAGAAUAAUAAUUCACUUGUAAUAUUCAACAAUAUAUAUGGCAGAUAUGUGUAAUAUUUUACAGCACUUGUGAAAAAGGCUGCCUUUGAUAACUAGAAUUACAAUUAGUUGUAAAGGAAUUUGCUGUCAAAUAUCUGUUUGAAACUUGUCAAUUAAAAACAAUUAUAUAAGAUAUAUAUAUAUGCACACAUAAAGGUGAUUUUUCAAAUGUACAAGUUUUAUAUUGCUGUUUCUUGUUUGGAUAACAGCUAUGAAACAUUAUAAAUGAUUUCUAAGAAAGGAAAAUAUGAAUAAUGUUGUACAAUUGCAUAUUAAUUUCAUGAGGACAUCUGAGGGGAAAGAAAUGCAUCAUAGAUGUAAUACCAUAAUGACAAUAAUGCAAAAACUUGUAACUAUUCCAAACCUGUUAAAUUUCAUUAUGAUAAAUUGUGAACAGGUAUAUAAUUUACAGUUGUAAGAUAGAUAACCCAUCAAUUUGUGUAAGGCACAAAAUGAACAUUAAAAUGUAAGGAUUCUGUAUAACAGUUUCAGACUCAGUUUACUCUGUGAAUUUGAAGUGAUGCAAGUUGAAUUUUUUCCUCUUUUUUUUUCUUUAACAAGUAUGUGAAACAGUUAUGUUUAUCUAUUUUACAUUAUUUAAAGUUUGGAUAAUUUUUCAAAACAAAGUGAUUCUCAUUGUGAAUUUUCAUUAUCAAGAUCAUUCCAAGAAAACAUUUUAUUUAUAUGUGCAUCUGGAGAAAACAUAAUUAAACAUCAUUGAUAAAAUUUCAUAGAUUUCAAGAUUUCAGUUUUAUAAUUACAUUAAAAUUUCUUUUAUCUGUGCUUUUGGAACAUCAGUGAUUUUCAAACAUUAUGCAGUGAAAACUUGUUACAAGCUCAUCAUAAAAUCUUGUGAUCCAUUUGUGUACAAAUAUUAUAUAGUUCACAAUUCUGCAAAGAGAAGAUUGUGAUUAUUUAAUUUAUAAUGAUUCAGUGUUGAAAAACAAAAAGAAAUUUAAAUACUUGGCCAAAUGUGCUUUACAGGAAUUUUCUGCCUGUAGUAAAGUUUUAUUUUAAAACAUUUGUUUCAAAAAUAAUAAUAAUUUUAUUUUAUUUUUAUUGCUUUCUAUGGAAAAAA